Molecule: messenger RNA, 1797 nt
Organism: Saccostrea echinata
Lineage: Eukaryota; Metazoa; Mollusca; Bivalvia; Ostreida; Ostreidae
Product: serine/arginine repetitive matrix protein 2-like
Exons: 14
Coding region: 117-1781 (554 amino acids)
Molecular function (GO): mRNA binding
Source: RefSeq, a predicted model, not a curated record
CAGCUGUCAGGAUCGAUUAUUUUGUAUUUGGAUUAUCUAUGUCUUUCUUGGCUGGUAUUUAAGCUAUAUCAGCACACACUAUACAUACGAAAGAAUUAAUAUUUAUUUUCUGAACCAUGUACAAUGGGAUCGGGUUACAGACUGCCAGAGGAAGCGGAACUAAUGGUUACGUCCAGAGAAAUCUGUCCUUUUUAAGGAAACACAAGGAUCGAGUGGACUACAAGUCAGAAGAAGAACUGAAGAAGUUGGAUGAACAGCUUAUUAAACAACCUAACAAAGAAAUCCUUGACCAUGAACGAAAGCGCAAAGUGGAACUCAAGUGUAUGGAGAUGCAGGUUCUUAUGGAGGAACAAGGAUAUUCAGCAGAUGAGAUUGAGAAGAAGGUGACAAUGUUCAGAACAAUGCUUGUUCAAAAAGAGGGUGUGUCAGAAGCCACAGUGGAAAAAGACUCCUCUGGACGCCCAGUAGCUAAGGAAAGUCAUCAGAUAGCACAAGCAACAGCAGAGAAGAAUGCGCGUAUUAAGGAGGCCUUUGGCAUCGGUGAAAACUAUGUAGAUGGUUCCUCGUUUGAUCCAAACCGAAAGGCUAAAGAGGAGCAGGCAAAGGCUGUAGCAUUGGCACAAAAGAGAUAUGACAUUGUAAGAGAUUCCAGUUCAUCAGAGCGAUCCCCUUCACCUCCUCCAAAAAGGAAGAAGAAGAAGUCCAGCAGAGAUGACAGUAAUUCCCCAGAGAGAAAAGAGAAAAAGAAGAAAAGUAAAAAGCGCAAGCGUGAUCGUUAUAAAUGUUAUCAGUUGCAGAGCAUCUUGUGUUUGAAAUGUUUCAGCUCACAUUCUAACAAGCAUAGUCGCAGUACUAAUAGACGAAGAAGACAGAACAGCUCUCGUCACAAAAGGCGACGGAGGAAGAGGCGAGCUUGUACACCACCACAAUCAAGUCAAAGCUCACAGAAUAGUUCAACAGACGAUGAACGCAACAACAAUGAAACGGAGAGGAACAAGAAACCAAAGACAGAGAUUACGAAUCAGACUGUGGAGGAUUUAAAGAAAAAAUCUCCUAAAGCUUCUGUAUUGUCUAGCCUGCCCAAAAUUGCAUCUUCUGACAGCACAGAUAUCGCCAGACUUGCAGUUAAUAAAACCUCUCCAAAUUCCAAACAACAUGCACCCUCUAGAUCCCCGGAAAGAUUGCACAUAGAUAGAUCCCCAGUCCCAGUGCAGUACAAGAUACAUUCUUCGUCUGUUGAAAAGUCACAGAAGCCCAGCAAGUACAAGACCCCCUCCCCUGUCUCUCGUAAAUCUUCCCGCUCUACAAGAUUUGAGUCCCCGGAUAGGUACCAGACGCCUUUACAAGGGAGAUCACCUACAUAUACACCGGACAGAAAGAGAACAUCAUCUCAAAAUAGGUCAAAGUCAAGAAGUCACUCAAGGUCACGCAGUAGGUCAAAGAGAAGAAGAAGUUACUCUUGGUCACAUAGUCCUUCCAGAAGCUACAGCAGAAGUGUGUCCAGGACUCCAUCUCAGAGGAGGGAAUCCCGAAGUCCCUCCAUCCGACGGAGGAAAGGUUCCCCUAGUCACCUUGACAAACGCAGGAUAACAAGUGCCCGGAAGCGGCCAGUACCGUACUAUCGGCCCACACCUCCCAGUCCCAGCUCUGACAGUGACGAUUCCUACUACCAUUACCAUCGCUCUAGGACUCCGACUCGACACAGACAAAGAAGCAGGAGCAGCAGUAUACUGCACUACCGGCGACGCAGCUGGAGUAUAGACAGCGACAAAGGAAUCUAAAUUACAUGUAGUCAAU